UCUUGCUCGUUGGGGCAAGGGCAGCUGGUUUGGGGCCCCCUACUAGUUGGGGGCCUAAGGCGAUUGCCUACUUCGCCUGAAUAGUAGAUCCGCCUAUGGACAUGACAUAACACAACACACUAAGUUACAUUUCACCUGCAGCAUAAAAAAAUAGGAAGCAAUUUUGCCGAUUUAGACAAUGUUUUUGCUGAAACAUUUCAGACAAAUAAAUGUAAAACAUUUUUUAACUAUACUGUAUAACAAAAUGACAUACCCAAAAGUUGACGAUAUUGUUUAAUGUUUUGCAUUUCGAACGAUUUGAUAAGAUCACUCUCUAACAUUUCAAUGUAUUGAUUCAGGUUGAUGUAUCAUCACACCCUUAUUUUUAAGGGUAUAAAUCCCUAUUUUCAUGCACAAAUUAUAUCAAUUCUUUGGACAAUGAGAUUUGUCGAUAUUACAAUUCUGCCACAAGUUGAUUCGGUGCAGGGCCUUUGAUCGAUCUAUCGAUCCAGUUUGAUAUAUCUCAUUACCCCCCUUACCAAUAUUAUAUGAUGUCAUCCAGUGAACUAGUGUAUUUUCCUUUCACAGGUAAAGGUGGUACCUCUACUUAUGAAAUUAAUUGGUUCUGGAAGUAGUUUCAUAAACUGAAAAUUCUAUAAGUAGAGAAGUGUUUUCCAUGGAAAUGCCCUAAUCUGUUCCAAGCCCCCCAAAAUUCUGACAUAAAUCUUUUAUAAAGCAUAAAUUGCAUCAAAACAUGUAACAAAUACAUGUUAAAAUUAGAUUAUCUCCAGGGGUGAAAGUGGCUAGAAUUUCUUGCCGGAACUCCCUGACAAAAAAAGUCACCAUGGUGACAGAGUUUUUUUUUUUCUAUUUACAUACAGUAGAGGUCCCUCUUAGCCAAUAGACCCUAUUCACGUGACGUCACAGCCACGCCCCCGCGCCAUGUUGUCCGGAUACUAGUCAUGUUAAUGCAUUAGCGCUUCGUAAAUUCCUCCUAUUAUGGCGUGUUUUUCUGCUCGUUAACAUUAAUAAUCAAAAUGGUGAAGUCGUGUGUGGCGGUCGGUUGCAAAAACAGAGAAGAUAGACGGAGAGACUUGAAUUUUUACCGUAUUCCGAGAGACCCGAAGAGGAGACGGAGAUUGACUGCUGCAAUUCGACGAGAAAACUGGGCUCCAAACGACUACCACAGAUUACGUAGUAGUCAUUUUAUAUCUGAAGGCGUCAUUGAUCCAGAGAAAAUGUGCUGGACUUCAUCAACACAGAUUGCCUUUUAUUCGUUUACUCAACUCUGACAAACCACCCAGAGGAUUUGAGAAAUUCUUCCCAAAGAGCGCAGGUGCCGCCGGUGCCAGUAAAUCAGCAGAAGAUAUAAAAAGCAAAGCGCAGGAACCGCUUUGUAAGCACCAAGGGGAGAUGAAAAACAAAGGCGAUGAAGGACACAGAGGAGGACAAAAGGAGGAAGAAUCAGAUUGGUGGACACGUUUUCAGGAUAAUUUUCCAUUGGACGAAAAAGCAUUUCGGAACAUUGCAAUUGGAGCGGCAGGCAUGGCCUCAGCAUUUUUCUACUUUUACUUCCGGGAGACUGGCAACCAGAUCUCCUGGAAGGAUUUUGUACAUCACUACUUGAAGAAAAGCUUAGUUGAUCACCUGGAAGUUGUCAAUAAGCAAUAUGUCAAAGUAAUUCCAGCCCGUGGGGUAAACACGUCAGAUGUGAGUUAUUUGUGGUUCAACAUUGGAAGUGUGGAUUCAUUUGAACAUAACCUGCAAGCAGCUCAACAGGAAUUGGGUUUGGAGUCCACAUGUGUAGUACCUGUCCUAUACACCAGUGAGAGUGACGGGACGCUGUUAUAUAGCGUACUCCCGACCUUACUUCUGCUCGGCUUCCUGCUGCUUGGAACUCGGCCGAGGCUGACUGGGGGUAGAGGACGUAUAAACCUCUUCAGUUUGAGCCAAUCCAAAGCCAAGAUCAUCAAAGACGAUGUUGGGGUUCGCUUCAAGGACGUCGCAGGAUGUGAGGAAGCCAAACUGGAAAUUUUGGAGUUUGUCAACUUCCUGAAGAACCCUCAGCAGUACCAGGAACUUGGAGCCAAGAUCCCUAAAGGUGCAAUAUUGUCAGGCCUGCCUGGAACAGGGAAGACCUUGCUCGCUAAGGCCACUGCGGGAGAAGCAAAUGUUCCUUUCAUUACUGUCAGUGGCUCAGAGUUCCAAGAAAUGUUUGUUGGUGUCGGCGCUGCAAGGAUCCGGGACAUGUUUGCCACCGCACGAAAAAAUGCCCCCUGUAUCCUCUUUAUUGAUGAGAUUGAUGCAGUAGGUAGAAAGCGGGGAAGCGGAAACUUUGGGGACCACAACGAACAAGAAAACACACUUAACCAACUACUAGUUGAAAUGGACGGAUUCAACAGCAGCACCAAUGUGGUUGUUUUGGCUGGUACCAAUCGAGUUGAUAUCUUGGAUCCGGCUCUGAUGAGACCGGGGCGCUUUGAUCGACACAUAUACAUUGGUUCACCAGAUUUAAAAGGCAGAGCUUCAAUUUUUAAGGUGCAUCUGAGACCUUUGAAGUUGCACCCAAGUGUGCAAGUUGAAGCUUUAGCCAGAAAUUUAGCUGCACUAACUCCAGGUUCUACUGGGGCUGACAUUGCCAAUGUUUGUAAUGAGGCUGCUCUGAUUGCAGCACGCCAUCGAAACCAGUUUAUCAUCACCAAGCAUUUUGAACAGGCAGUUGAUAGGGUGAUUGGAGGUUUGGAGAAAAAAUCUCAGGUAUUGCAGCUUCCAGAGCGGACCACUGUGGCGUAUCAUGAAGCUGGGCAUGCUGUCACUGGCUGGUUUCUAGAACAUGCAGACCCACUAUUGAAAUUAUCCAUUGUUCCUAGGGGAAAGGGUCUGGGUUACGCUCAAUAUUUGCCAAAGGAGCAGCACCUCUUCACGCAAGAGCAGCUCUUUGACAGAAUGUGCAUGAUGCUUGGAGGCCGAGUGGCCGAACAGGUUUUCUUUCGUCGGAUUACCACAGGAGCGCACGAUGACCUUCGUAAGGUUACGCAGUCAGCUUAUGCGCAGGUUGUACAGUUUGGAAUGAGCGAGGCCGUGGGUCAGGUGUCUUUUGAGCUCCCAGAGCAAGGUCUUUUUGUAACCGAGAAGCCCUUCAGCGAGCCAACAGCCCAACUCAUCGACCAGGAGGUCCGUCUACUCAUUGACUCCGCCUUCCAGCGAACGUUCCGCCUCAUCAAGGAAAAAAAAGCAAUGGUGGACAAGGUAGCAAAACGUCUCCUGGAAAGAGAGAUUCUUGAGAAGUCCGACAUGGUGGAGCUGCUGGGGCCACGUCCUUUUCGAGAGAAAUCCUCUUAUGAGGAGUUAGUGGAAGAGCUUGGGGACCCGGAGGAGGACACCUCCCUACCCGAGGGCCUAAGGAACUGGAACAAAGACUCAUGGGACAAAAAGCACUUACAGAAUGAACUAAACAAAACAUCUGCUUAUUUGAUUCAAAGGAGAUAACCAUGUGGAUUUCUUGGUAAGAACCAUGCUGAUCAUGUUUGUCAUUUAAUUAUUUUAUGGAUUUGCUAAAAUCCAAACUGGUAUUUCAAUAACAUUCAUCUUUACCAAGUGCACUUAAUAAGCUAUAAUCACCAACAGUAUUAAUUCAUAUUCCUCUUUCACUUGAUGGCUUCAUUUUAUAUGAUCUUUACUCAUUAGCUGCCAUUUAUGGCAAUAGACGUCCAACUGAUUUUCACUUUGGGAUUUCAACUUUUAUUCGUUGCCUACUCUCCCAGUCCAAAAAAGAUUGGACGCCUAUCACCAUCAAUGGCUGUUAAUGAGUUAAAUUCACCUUGCCUUAAGUAAAAGACUAACAUUUUUACAGUGUAAAUACAUUACCAGUCAUCACAGGUGGGUAGUAAAGCGUUACAUGUACGCCAUUACAUUUACUUGAGUAACUUUUUGAGAAAAAUGUACUUCUAAGAGUAGUUUUACUAAGCCAUACUUUUUACUUUUACUUGAGUAGAUUUUUGAAAAUAAAACGCUACUCUUACUCCGUUACUUUGGGCUACACAAGAGUCGUUAUAGUUUUCCUCUUUAUUCUACAUAUUAGUUUUUUUUUUUUUUUUUUGCCAGCUAUGCCAAGAGUAGCAUGACUAAUUUCACCAAUGAGACGUUGCAAAAUAAUCACAUGAAUCCAUUAAACCAAUCAGACACAACCUUGCCGUUCUAUGAUCACGCCAGCCUGUUCAAUCACGUGUCGUCUUUAAAGCACUGUAAAAUGACGUAGAGCGCUGUCAUCAACAUGACUCGAAAGCGCAGAUUUAAACCUCUCCCCCAGUUUUUAUUUGGCACCGAUUGACCACGGAAAACCGGAGAUAUGAUCCUUUUAAUUUCAUAUGACUAACUAUGAAGGAACUAUUCAAACUAGGAGCUAUUUUCUCCACCAGAAAGCACUCAUGCCUCUUGCUCGAAUAAUGCUUCAUUUCUGUCUUUAAUGUGGUUAUGUAAUGGGUUAUUGUACAGUAUCAUUAUAACAACAGUUCAUAAAAAAUAUCGUUGUUUAAAAAAACAAAAAACAAAAAUCAAACAAAAAUAAGCAGUUACACACAAUGUUACUCAUUACUUGAGAAUUCUUUUCACUUUUUUACUUGAACUUGAGUACGUUUUUUUGGAUGACUGUUUUUACUUAAGUCAUAUUAUUUUGAAGUAACACUACUCUUGGGUAAAAUUUUUGGCUACUCUACCCACCUCUGCCAGUAAUACAUCUUUAAGGGCCUGAUUUGCUAAAAUCCCUAGACAAUAAGUGGUCAAUUUUGCAUUCAACAGGUUGCGUGCAGGCCCUAACUUUCUGCAAAAUUCAUUAAAAUCACUCAAGUACUGUACUAGAAUCUCACUACCUCACAGACAGUUAAACGAUCCACCUACUGUAUAACAACAAGUACAUUUAAAAAUAACCACAGCCUAAUGUAAUGUGGUUAUGAUAGAUUACGUGUUGCUCUAAAAUAGGAUUCCAGUUGUUUUCAAUUGAGUUUGUACACAGAGUAAACAGCAUAGCAGCUGUGCUCUAUAAAAACACUUUGGGUCAAGAGUAUUAACAUGUUUGACCUAGUUUACUGCAUAGUCAGCUUUCAGUUUGAUAGAAAAUUUACAGGUUGCAAAGCAUCCCCAUAAUGACAAAACAUACAACAAAGUAGUUUUCCAAAAUGUUUAAUUUUUCCUCCCAUUGUCACUCACGUCAUUCAGGAUGAUCAUCAGUCCAGGUAUAGAUGAGCUAAAUUGAUUAAAAACUCAUCAAUAACUAGGCUGUCACAUCAGUUUGUUGUUGCGUAUAACAAGUGUUGGCACUUGAUUGUGUUUGGCAUUCAUGCAUAUUCACAUUAAAAUUGUCAUUUUUCCAUCAUUUGGACUCGUCAUUUGGAAGAUGGUGAAAAUGAUUUCAUAACCUUCCCCCAAAAUGAGGCUAACAAUCUAUGAUUUAGACAAUUGUCAUAAUAGCACACCACACCCUCGUCCUGCCUUGGCUCAUUUUUCUGGCAUUUAGUAGGUACUGUUACUACCCUGUCUGUCACUCCAAAACAAAGCAUUAAUCUUCAGCGUGAAACAAGAGAGGAGAAGGAAGAACCACGUGACUGUGCACCUGCUGUGUGUCCAGAGUUCAACGUGAACUCAUUUGUUCAUCAGCACAGUCAGUGGCCCGGUGGUACUGUAUGCUCUGUUGUUGGCUUUUCACUCUGAACUUCAUUCCGGCUGAGUCGCACACGCCACCUCAAGGUUGCUUUGGCCUCUCCAGCUUCAUUAAGGGCUCUGCGGUGGUGUCCGAGUCGCUGUGGUGCUUUCUUUCUCGGGGGAGCUCCACCUUGCUGCAGCGUGUCCAUGAGGGAGAGCGCAUGUACCCGCCUUUAACCAGCACAGCCUGCUGGGAACCUAGCACAAAUACAUGCAUUGAUGGGUCAUCACUAGGAGACAAAAAUCAAUGCCACCCACCUGAAGAUUUAAGGCCAUCCCACUGCUU
Molecule: messenger RNA, 5962 nt
Organism: Corythoichthys intestinalis (scribbled pipefish)
Lineage: Eukaryota; Metazoa; Chordata; Actinopteri; Syngnathiformes; Syngnathidae
Product: AFG3-like protein 1
Exons: 17
Coding region: 1393-3468 (691 amino acids)
Biological process (GO): mitochondrial protein processing
Cellular component (GO): m-AAA complex; membrane
Molecular function (GO): ATP binding; ATP-dependent peptidase activity; zinc ion binding
Source: RefSeq, a predicted model, not a curated record